This is a messenger RNA of Symbiodinium sp. CCMP2456, 380 nucleotides long. The record is from the annotation of a GenBank genome assembly. Lineage: Eukaryota; Dinophyceae; Suessiales; Symbiodiniaceae.
GCGGAUACAACGGGCGAUGGGACGAGAGGGCAUCCUGGCGUAUCAUAAGAAACAGAAGCAGCUGAACCGGGUGCUCGUGAAUGCCUCGACCUUUCUGCCACGAAGGCCACUGAUCCGGCUAUUGCCGGAGUUCUUCGCGGCUCUGACCAGUAGCCCCAUCCAACGGCAGAGAGCCGGCCCUAGCGAUGAAGAGGUCAGCGCCGGACUGGCCUCUUUGCCGCACGAUGCACUGCAGCAUCUUCUGCGCGGCUGGAUGCCGGAGCUUCGCGGCAAGGCAGACGCUUGGCGAUGCGGCUCGCCGAAGCGCCAGAAUGUUUCGGCGACUAUCGGCCGACCGACAGAAGGCGGUCCUGGCGAUGUCGCCGAUAUACGUGGUCAAG